GUCGGCUGCGGCUCGCUCGCACGAAUCGAACUGUCAAAUCAAUAAAUUAAAUUUUGCCUGUCUAGAGUGAAUGUUUGUUUAUUUUUAAAAUUACAGUUAGUUUAAUAACUUAUUUGUUUUCCUUUCGUCGUUGUUGCUUGUAAAUAAGCUAGAAAUGAAGAAUGAUUCGUACUCCACAUCGUUAGAUGAUGUAACAUUAAAGUAUGCUGCUGAAGUGUUAAAAGAUGAUUUUUCUACGAGAGAAACUCAUAUUAAUGAAAUUAGAGAAUGGUUAAACACUCAGCCCCAGCUCCAUGGUAAAACAGAUGGUGUUACAAUAGUCCGGUUUUUAAGAGGAUGUAAAUUUGACAUUGAAAAAACAAAGAAAAAGUUAAAAUCAUAUUACCAGCUGAGAGGUUCAACCCCUGAAUGGUUCUCAGACAGAGAUCCUACAUUGCCUGCUCUACAGGAGUUACUUAGCCUAGGAGUUUUCCUUCCUCUUUUGAAGAAGGACCCUGCAGGACGACUGGUGAUCAUUAUCCGUGUUGCUGCUCAUGAUCCCAGUCAUCACAAGCAGGAUGAUGUCUUCAAGGUUGGAAAGAUGAUCCUGGACUUGGCUAUAGAGCAGGACGAGAGUGUGUCUGUGUACGGUGUCUGCGCUAUAUUUGAUCUCACCUCAGUAUCCUUGGGACAUGCCAGACAACUCACUCCAGCCAUGAUAAAGAGAGCUGUUCAUGCUUGGCAGGACUGUUACCCUGUUCGCACUAAGAGUUUGGACUUCAUCAAUUCACCAUCAUAUGUUAAUGUGAUUCUCAGAAUAUUUAAAGGUUUCAUGCGGGAAAAGAUGAGAAACAGAGUACAUGUACAUGGGUAUGACCUGCAGUCUCUACAUCAAGUGGUCCCUCCCAGCGUCCUGCCCCAGGAGUAUGGAGGGUCUAGCGGUACUGUACAGGAUCUCAUUGAUCAUUGGAAAGUGAAACUGACAGAGAGUAAGGAUUGGUUUGCAGACGAUGAGAAAUACAAAGCAGAACCCUCCAGCUGAUAGUUUAUCAGCUGUUCCCACCUUACAAAGUAGUUACAACUUGAAGCAACGAGAUCUCUUGGUUACCUGGUCGAUGAUAGUAAGAUUUUAUAUGCUUUGUUUUAAUGGCUUGUUGUAGUGUAUAGCCAUUUCAUAACAGACAAUUAAUUAAUGAUGCUCCUUAGAUAGAAAGAUGAAGGGAUGCAGCUUUAUAAAUUAUAACUAUAGUAACUUAAUCUUCAACAAUUUAUAAAUAUAAAUUUGGUCAUGCAUUAUGUUUCCUUUAAAGUUAUUUUAAUAGUAGUUUUUGCAAUAUGUAUUUAUUCCUUAUCCAGCAAAAAUGUGUAAACAAUUUUGAAUUAAAUUAUUUUUUAUAUGAUCUUUAAAUAGGAAGUAUAGGCCUAUAUUUAUAUGUAAAACAAUUUGAUAACAUUUUAUAGGAAAUAUUCUAGUACCUUUUGACCAUUAGCUAUUUUGUAUAAGAAAUAUGCUACCUCUGCAAAAAGAGUAAUGUAAAAAAAAGUUGAAUAACCUCAAUAAAUGGGCACUUUUGGACUUUCUUAUUAUGAUGCAAACGGAUCUGUUGCUGAAGGUCUAAAUCCCGGAAGGUCUAAUUAGACCUUCGGCACACAUUUUGCAUUUGGUACUUGUUGCUGAGGGUCUUAACGGGCAGAAUCCCAGGAGGUCUAAAAGUACAGUCAAUGCAGAAAACUCAUCGACUGAUACUGUUUUAGACCUUGGGCUAGCAACCUAUAUUUUGCAAAUAAUGUUUAUAAAAUGAGAGUUGCUAAAGGUCUAAGUCCUAGAAGGUCUAAACAUAAAAUGAGAGUUGCUGAAGGUGUAAAAAUGUGAGUCCCGGAAGGUCUAAAAAUGCGGACAUUGUGUCGCAAUGCUUAACUACGACCAUUUUUUAAACUAGCAGUUCCAACCCAGUUAUUGGAGUUGAAAAGAUUCGCUUAACAGCUUUUUUUACUUACUUAAUAUCUAGAAUCGAUAUUUUAAUCAACAACACAAGUAACAUACCAAUGAGGUUCAAGGAAUGAUAGAAAAGACGUACAGUUAAUUAUAAUGCUUUGAACGUCACCUAAGCUGUUCAGACCAAUUCAUUUCUUGAUCAGUCUACUUGGAGUCCUCCAGCAUAAUGAUCCAUCGAUUAGAUAAUUUUUUGUGCUCUGGCAUCUCCCUGUAAAUCCAAAAAAAAUCUGCAGUUAUGGUUUUUCAUUAAGGGGGCAACUCGGGUCUUUCGAUCGUUGAUGGUACAGGGGCAGCGUAUUGAAGUUGUGAAUGAAUAUACUUACCUUGAUAUCCUUUUAACUCCUUUAUUAUCAUGGAAAAACAUUUCAAAGCAAAAUAGAAAGUAUAGAAGUUAGCUAUUGAUUUACUGUGGGAAAAUCUCAUAAAUGGCAUUCAAUUCCCACUCAGUGCCAAGCAGUUGUGUUUAAACUCAGUCUUACGAUCAAUUAAUCAUUAUGCGCAAGUGUGGGGUUUCAUUGAUAGUGAUACAGUAGAGUCUGUUUAACAAAUUUUUUUAAAGAUAUUAUUUAGAAUUUCCAAAAAACAUACCAAAAUAUUUAAUUUACUAAGAAUCAUUAACAAAUAAAAUUUCCUUUAUUCAAGCGAGUUACACCUGAACUAGGCCUAUAUCUAUUAACUGUUUUGUCAAUGUCUGAAGGUUGUUUACCAUUUAAAUUAUAAAAACUAAUAAUAAACAAGAAUAUUUACUAGUGUAAACAUUGGAAUCGUCUGGGAAACAAGCAUGGCAGGGAAAUAAAUUUCAACGUAGACGAGGUUGGCAUCCCAUUGUUACAGUUGAGGUUUACUUUAAUUAAUUUAAUUAUUAAUAUUUGUUUGGUUUUAUUUAAAGUGCUAACCAGGUGCGCCAGCCGCAACAGAUGGUCUCCAUGAUCAUUUUUCUAUGCUGUGCUAGUAUAAUGAAUUGUACACUUAAUUUUUAAAUAAAAGCACUUUUAAUUUCAUUUUUUUAAUUAUAUAUACAUUUAUAGGUGGUUUUUUCUAUGCUUUUUUGUUUAGAGUAAGUUUUUGUAUACAGUAUUUAUAAGCUAAUACUAUAUAUUGAACAAUUUGUAUAUAAAUAUAAAUGGAGAUUAUUUUAAUUUUAAUAUCUCCAUUGUACUCGUAAUAACAAGCUAACAAAAUAAUAGACGUGAGAGUUACUAAAACUAUCACUGAGAAUAAUUACAACUCUACAAGUUGUUGCGUUAUUGACUGUGUGUAUAGCCUUCAACUCUGGCAACGCAAUGUCUGCAUUUUUAGACCUUCCGGGACUUAGACCUUCAGCAACUCUCAUUUUAUAAACAUUUAUUUACAAAAUAUAGGUUGUGUGCCCAAGGUCUAAAUCCCGCAAGGUCUAAAACAGUAUCAGUGGAUGAGUUUUCUGCAUUGACUGUACUCUUAGACCAGACCUUCCGGGAUUUAGUCCUUCGGCAUACUGCCCGUUUAGACCCUCAGCAACAAGUACUAAAUGCAAAAUGUGUACCGAGGGUCUAAUUAGACCUUCCGGUGUUUAGACCUUCAGCAACACUCCCAUGCAAACACAUAUGCAUGUUAAUCGCGUAAGUCGUAACGCCAGACACUAGCAUACCCUUGUUUUGAUUUUAACUAUUGUGUGUUUAUUUUUUCACUGUGAAUAUUGUUGCUGCCUGGUUUUAUUGCUACCUUUUGUUUUACAACAAACAUUUUAAGCGUUUUAUCUUCUGCAAAAACUUUUCAGUUCCUGCCUAGUUUUUACCACUUGUUCGUUGUAGCAUUAAUAUUUCAUCAAAAUACUAAUAGGAAAUAGGUUAUGUUCCUAAGUUCAGGCUAUUUCUAAGAAUCGCAAGAAUAAUGGUUUUUUAUGUCCCACCUUCACAUCAUAGGACAUACACUCUAGCCCGGAACUGAUAAACAAAUUACUUCAGACUUGGCCUAGAGGGUUGUGGCAUUGUCACUUAGAUAUGUAUAUUGGUGAUUGGCGGGACUGAAGCCCCACACUCUACAACUAGACCGGUUUGCUUUCCAUUGCAAGAAUGAUUUGAAUGAUUGAUUAUUACAAUAUCAUAAGACUUUGCACUGAUAACUGCCCUAGUUCUGACCAUCCUAAACUAUUUACC
Macrosteles quadrilineatus (aster leafhopper) is the source of this 4110-nucleotide messenger RNA. Its product is annotated as retinol-binding protein pinta-like. Bases 155 to 1021 code for a protein of 288 amino acids. NCBI's taxonomy places the organism in Eukaryota, Metazoa, Arthropoda, Insecta, Hemiptera, Cicadellidae. Gene Ontology annotation, cellular component: membrane. The transcript has 8 exons. Gene Ontology annotation, molecular function: phosphatidylinositol bisphosphate binding. The record is from RefSeq and is a predicted model, not a curated record.